CAACAGUGCCUCCCGCGCCACCAGCCAGCUCGUGUCAACAAUGUCGGGCUCGCGCAGGAAGCAGCUCUCUCUCCUCCUUUUCACCUUCCUGCUCGGAUUUCCGGGCGCCUUAGGGACCAGCCUGGAAGUGAUGGAAGAAGAAGAGAUAAAGCAGCUGCUGGUCGACGAGAAAUACGUUGUCAUUCUCUUUAGUGACACUCCAGAAUGCACUGGGAAGUGCAAAGACCUUGAAGAUACUCUAAUUGCUGUGCGUGAAGACAUUGUUGAGUCCCUGAAUGCUUGGGUCGUUCGUACCCACUCACCAGCCCUUGCCAAGCAGUACGGACUGACUGCUGUUGUAGAAGAGAAUCCUAAAAUAGAGCCUGGCAUCAUUUUUGUAAGAUCUGGAAUACCUAUGCUCUACAAUGGGCCAGCUGAUGAUGAUGAGUUCCUGUUACACAUGUUUGUAUCGAACUUGGAUUCGGUUGUGAAAUCCCUCGGCGAUUCUACCUUUGAGCACGAGACUCAGGCAUCAACAGGAGCUACAACAGGAGACUGGCUGGUAAUGUUCACACGUGCAGGGUGUGAGAGAUGCACGUACCUCAGGGCAACAGUUGAGGCGGUUGCUGCAAGUAUGCGCAACAGGAAGAAUGUGGCUAUUGUUGAUCGCGACACUGAUGGUGGGCAGACCACGCGAAGAUUUGGUGUGAAGGACUUCCCUUCACUUAUCUUGUUCCGUCUAGGCCGCCUCUACCGAUAUGACUUGCCAAUCUUGGAUGCAAAAACCCUGGAGGCAUUCAUGACGGAUGGCUUCAGAAAUGCUCGAGGAGAGGAAAUUCCCCACCCCAAGACACCCUUUGAUGACUUCACCGAACAGUGUGCAGACUGGCUGAGGGAGAACCCUAGCAUUGUGAAUGCAGUGCUGUUUGCAGGUGCAGGGCUGAUACUGCUCGUGUUUGUGGCUGCAGCUACCUUUAUGAAGUCCUCAGUAUCCAAAAAAGAGAGCAAGAAGAAAAAAUAACUGAGAUGGCCAAGAAAGCUAAGACACACUUUUUAUUAUUGUAUUUUUUUUGUCCUUUAUAAAUGCACUUUUGUGUGGAAAAUUGUUUUUUCUCUUGAAAUGGUUUCAUAGACAUAUGAGGCUAAACAGGUCAUAUCAUUCUAAUCUGGUACUCAUAGUGUUACAGAACCUAAUGGUUAAGAAUUUUAAGAGCUACUUUUUCAGCAAGUAUUUAUGCCAAUAUCCCUUAAAUCUCUUUGUAGAUUAGGAUUAUUGAAUCUUAUAAUUACAUAAUUAGUGUAGUUACUUCAUUUUACAAGAGAAAAAGUUGAUUUUUUUUUUUACAUAAAAGGAGGUUGAAGUAGGCCUCUAAACUGUAAUGAAGACUAUUAGCUAGACUAUUACAAUCACAACAAAGAAAGAGUAUUAGAUGUAAAUAACACCUUGGUGCAAAUAAAAGUGUGCUGCAAUGCAUGUAUUUCCAGAUCUAGAGUACCAGAUCAGAGAGGAUCUACCUUAAUUUUUUAUGUGUGUGGAAGAGUACUGUGUUAUUUAUUUAUAUAAAUAUUUUUAUUUUAUUUUCUUCAAGAUGGUACUGAAGAAGUGCACUGUUGUAUCAUUUUUUUCUCAUUCUUAUCCAGAGACUCCUAUUUACCUCUACAUGUGUCAUUCAGUGUUUUUAUAAUUUCAACUUUGUAAAAAGGAUCUUCUGUAAUUAUAUGUAGAUACUAAGUGCAUGUACUUGAUGUAUUGUCAUUGUAAGAUAAAAAGCAAACCAACAUUGUUUUGAGAUGUCAUUUUGCUCUCUUAAAAAGUACUUAGUGUAGGAAAGAUCUGCUUGUUCAGUGGUUUCCUGUUCAAUUUGUAAUUUUGCACAUUCCUUUUUAGGUGAUGGAUAGCUUUUGCAAACUUUUGAAAGAGAUUAAUAAAUUAUUUUCCAUUAAAUAUA
Penaeus chinensis is the source of this 1928-nucleotide messenger RNA. RefSeq lists its product as uncharacterized. The coding region runs from base 41 to 1000 and encodes 319 amino acids. NCBI's taxonomy places the organism in Eukaryota, Metazoa, Arthropoda, Malacostraca, Decapoda, Penaeidae. The record is from RefSeq and is a predicted model, not a curated record. The transcript is spliced from 6 exons.